This is a messenger RNA of Rhizopus microsporus ATCC 52813, 644 nucleotides long. RefSeq lists its product as uncharacterized. The annotation marks the transcript as partial. The transcript is spliced from 2 exons. The record is from RefSeq and is a predicted model, not a curated record. NCBI's taxonomy places the organism in Eukaryota, Fungi, Mucoromycota, Mucoromycetes, Mucorales, Rhizopodaceae.
UACCCAAAAAGGAGUCAAUUCUAUUUUUUUACUAUUUUCUAAUGGCACGCAAAUCUGAAGGAACAAAACCAUCAGAACUGAAAAAAAGACCAGUAAAGGCACCUUUGAUAGACAAAAUACCUUCUAAAUCAGAUGCUAUUCCUCAAGAUGAGCAACUAAGAAUAUUAAACCAAACUGGUUUAUUACAAAAAGUGAAAAAGCGUGAAGCUGAAUUGAAACAACAACAACAGCAGCAGCAGCAGCAGCAACAAGAAGGCACAACUUUAGAAUAUAUCUAUACCGCCAUCUUUUUAAGUAUACCCUUUUCAGUUCUUUUAGCUACCUUUGAUAUUGUAGUUAAAGUACAAUAUUUUGAGCCUUGGAGUUUCAAAGGAAUGGCACUCAAAAGUAUCAAAUCUGUACCAGCACUUGCACCAUUCAUCUAUUUGACCUGUCGAUAUAAAUCAGAAAGAUUAACUCAAGCUACCAUGUCAGUUCUAGCUGUGCUUGCAGGCUCAUUUUUACUCUAUACCAUCAACCAUACACCUUCAUUAGGCCAAAUGAUGCGUUCACCGGGAUUGGCUACUGUAUGGAUAUACCUCAUCAUCCAGCUUGAUCUUGUACCAGCUACAUUAUCCCUCGCCAUUGUAGCACUGUAUUGGUAU